UAAAAGCAAUCAGAACUAAACAAAACCACAUUAUUACCCACCACAGACUUCCUUUUGUAUACGAAUUAAAUCAACCCAUAACCAAGGACCAUAAGAACCAUCAUGACGACAAUUUCAUCACUUCUUAACCAUCACAGUAGUCAAAUGCCAGGAUCCAAUCCAAUGAUGACGGCAAAUAAUUCCAGUAAACAAUCCUCGACGAUGACGACGUCGUCAUCCUCCAACUCACAUCACCUCCAGGCCGAUCACAUAAAAAGACCAAUGAAUGCCUUCAUGGUCUGGUCAAGAGGACAACGACGCAAAAUGGCUCAGGAUAAUCCGAAAAUGCACAAUUCUGAAAUCUCUAAGCGUCUCGGUGCGGAAUGGAAGCUUCUUACCGAAGGACAGAAACGACCAUUUAUCGAUGAGGCAAAGCGAUUGAGAGCUCUGCACAUGAAAGAACACCCGGACUACAAAUACCGUCCAAGGCGAAAACCUAAAACCCUCACGAAGUCUCCUGUGCCUCAGCAGAAUCAUCAUCAAUCAACCAAAGACACAGUAGCGCAACUUCAACAAAAAUACAACUUCAGCAAUUCUCUCGAACUGACUCUGAAUAUGCCACAACGAGUGCCAAAUUUCCCACUCACUCCACACUAUCCCCUGGAUCCGACAAUAGCCCUUGACUUACAAGCUCGUCUCCAGGCAAUGUACGCAGGCAGCUUAUACCAUCCUUGGCGUUAUUUCGGUUGCACUCCACUUAUCAGUCCCGAAACUCCGCCUUCUCCACCGAGUAGUAGUGGCACGGGAAUUUCUUCCUACGGCUGCAUAAAGUCAGCAAAUACAUCGCCAACACUCUCCCUUCCCGCCCAACCGCCACCAAAUAUCAUAUGACCAACUCCAUUGCGGUAUGGUGCCGCGGAACAUGCUGUUUAAAUUUACAGAAUUUGCACCAUAUGCCAUCCCUGCCCAUCCAAAGAGAAUUUAAAUUAAACUUAAAAAAACAAAAAGGAUACAAAUAUAAAAAUUUAAGGGCAUAUCCUUGAAAAAUUAGAUUUUAAGUUGUUGUAGUUUCAUACGAAUACUAUUAGAAAUAGAAAAAUAUGUUAAAUAAAAAUUAAAAAUGUAGUUAAAGUUUAUAAAAUAAAAAUAGGAAUAGAGUUUUGGGAAGACAACAAAUAACAAAACAAAAUGGCUAUGGUUCCCAAAAGUGUUUUUAUUUCAUUUAGUUCUUUUCUUAGUGAAACAAUAUCUCAGAAAAGGCAAACAGAAAUAUUAAAAAAUGUAAAAAAUAAACAACAAAAACCAGCUAAAAGUACUAAAAGUAUAAAUAAAUAUAAAUGUAAAUAAUUACCUAUAUACCCACCAAAAAUAAAAAUGUAUAGAUACUAGUUUUCAGAAUUCUUAAAAAUAAAAUAAAAAUCAAAACUUAAAACAAAAAAAUUGUAAAUGUGAUAAAAUAAUUAGUUUUAAAAAUUAAAGUUAA
Molecule: messenger RNA, 1462 nt
Organism: Eupeodes corollae
Lineage: Eukaryota; Metazoa; Arthropoda; Insecta; Diptera; Syrphidae
Gene: Sox21a
Product: transcription factor sox-3
Exons: 2
Coding region: 103-870 (255 amino acids)
Biological process (GO): cell differentiation; anatomical structure morphogenesis; positive regulation of transcription by RNA polymerase II
Molecular function (GO): RNA polymerase II cis-regulatory region sequence-specific DNA binding; DNA-binding transcription factor activity, RNA polymerase II-specific
Source: RefSeq, a predicted model, not a curated record